UUUAACCUAAAUCCUUUGUCUUCAUCAGAGAUUUCUCCUAAGCUCACGAGCUUCAUAUACAUAUGCCCAAAACCCUAGCAACGGUGCCUUCUCGAAACACCUUAAACCCAGCCCUCUUAGCUCUCACGCCUCGUCAAGUGUUGAUCUCCAGACCUGUAAUGGCUAAAGAGAGCAAAGCCUUGAGCUUGAAAUCGGAGCAGAAGGCUCUCCUUCUCCGUUCGGUAGCUCAGUACUUGGAGCGAUGUGGGUUUUCCAAAUGCUUCAAGAAACUCCUCUCCGAAGCCGAGAUCGAGAAGAAGGAAUUGAAUAGUGCGUUACCGGAUCUAGAGGAAGUCUACGGCGUAUUUUUGAACAAGAGCAAUCUCGAAGCUGUGGAGGUGAAAGAUGAAUCUGGUGAUCAAAAGAAAGAAGUUGAGGAGGUGAGUGCUAUGGAAGGUGUAGACAAGGUAAAGAAGGAGAAAAAGAAGAAGAAGAAGGUGGAGGUAACUGAGGAGGAGAAGGUUAAAGAGACUGAUGCUGAGAUUGAAGAUGGAGUUGAAGAGAAAAAGAUCAAGAAGAAGAAGAAGAACAAGGAAUCGAAAGUGGAGGUAGCUAAGGAGGAGGAGGUUAAAGAGACCAGUGGUGAGAUCGAAGAGGGAGUGAAAGAGAAAAAGAAGAAGAAGAAAAACAAGUCGAAAGCUACCGAGGCUGAGACUUUGUUGGGUGAUGAGGAGAAAGUUUCCAAGAAGAGAAAAAGAUCAGAGCCUGAAGAAGAGACAAAAGAACAGACAGAGGAUGAUGAUGAGGACUCUAAACGUAGGAAGAAGGAAGAGAUUGUAGCAGAAGACGACAUAGGUGUUCAAGAAACACCUGUUAAGGAGAACGGUAACGUUGAGCAAAGCGAAACAAAAUCAACAGACAAGAAGUCAGGAAAAGGGCUUUCUAACUCAAAAGAGCCGAAGAAACCGUUUCAGAGAGUUAACGUUGAGGAAGUUGUGUUCACUGACGAUAGGCUUAAAGACAACUCUUAUUGGGCAAAGGGUGGUGCUGAUUCGGGUUAUGGUGCUAAAGCUCAAGAGGUUCUAGGACAAGUCAGAGGAAGGGGUUUCCGACAUGAGAAGACGAAGAAGAAAAGAGGAAGCUACAGAGGAGGAGAGAUCGAUCUUGAGUCGCAUUCGGUUAAGUUUGAGUACUCAGACGAUGAAUGAUGAUUACUUGAUAAGCAACACUUGUCUUAUUUUCAUUUGCCUUUGCUUCUCUUUUUGAUUGAUCAUCUUUUUCAUUCUUAUCUGCUUAUUUCAAUAUGUAAAACUAUCCAGAUCACUAUACCCGAAAUAGGGUUGAUCUUUUGUUUGUGGUUAAUGGUCUCA
Molecule: messenger RNA, 1349 nt
Organism: Brassica oleracea var. oleracea
Lineage: Eukaryota; Viridiplantae; Streptophyta; Magnoliopsida; Brassicales; Brassicaceae
Product: nucleolar and coiled-body phosphoprotein 1-like
Exons: 6
Coding region: 63-1187 (374 amino acids)
Molecular function (GO): protein binding
Source: RefSeq, a predicted model, not a curated record